AUGGGGUUUGGACGAAGAUGGAGGGGUUGGGUAAUGGAGUGCGUUGGUACAUGUUCUAUGUCAGUGCUGAUUAACGGCUCGCCUUCUAAGCCGUUCAAGAUGGAAAGGGGACUGCGACAAGGUGAUCCACUGUCUCCUUUCCUAUUCGUACUUGUUGUUGAUGUGCUACAUAGGAUGAUUGGAGAGGCUGUUAGAAAUGAUCGUAUAUCACCGUUGUUGGUUGGGAGAGAUCAUAUAGAAUUGUCGCACCUUCAGUUCGCAGAUGAUACAAUUUUGUUUUGCCCACCUGAGGAAGAGACCAUCAAGAAUUACAGGAGGCUGCUUCGUUGCUUUGAGUUGAUGUCAGGUUUAAGUAUUAAUUUUGAUAAAUCUAGCUUGUUUCCUAUUAACUGUAACGAGCAGUGGGUACAACUUUAUUAUUUGAGCCUAUAUAAGAUGCCUAAGGCUGUCGCAGAGAAGUUGAUUUCCUUGCAGAGAAGAUUCUUUUGGAGUAAGGAGGAUGGGAGGAAUGGUAUGGCUAUGGUUAAGUGGGAAGUGGUGCAGGCUCCUAAAAGGCUAGGCGGAUUGGGAGUUGGAGAUGCUUUGAUCUGCAACACAGCUCUUUUGUUUAAAUGGUGGUGGCGCUUUUCGAAGGAGGAGUGUCCGUUGUGGAAGAAGGUAAUGCAGGCGGAAAUGAUCCCGGAGGAUAUCACAAGCUAUAGCUUUACUAAAACUAUCUGGAAAGGUCUAGUCCCGCCACGAGUGGAGUUGUUUGUUUGGUUUGUUUUGACUGGCAGAGUCAGCACAAAGGAGAGACUGAGUCGGCUUGGGGCUAUUAACCAACAAGGAGCACUUCUUAAGUUGGACAGAGACAUCACAAAGGAAGGCGGAGUGCAAGAAAUGGAUGGUGUGCUUUUGUGCGAUUACUUGGAACUUAUGGCUGGAAAGGAACAGGAGGAUCUUCUAGAAUAA
Arachis ipaensis is the source of this 951-nucleotide messenger RNA. RefSeq lists its product as uncharacterized. Lineage: Eukaryota; Viridiplantae; Streptophyta; Magnoliopsida; Fabales; Fabaceae. The record is from RefSeq and is a predicted model, not a curated record.